This is a messenger RNA of Cucurbita maxima (winter squash), 1376 nucleotides long. RefSeq names its product cycloartenol-C-24-methyltransferase-like. Gene Ontology annotation, biological process: sterol biosynthetic process. The record is from RefSeq and is a predicted model, not a curated record. The transcript is spliced from 14 exons. Gene Ontology annotation, molecular function: sterol 24-C-methyltransferase activity. Lineage: Eukaryota; Viridiplantae; Streptophyta; Magnoliopsida; Cucurbitales; Cucurbitaceae. Bases 224 to 1264 code for a protein of 346 amino acids. Gene Ontology annotation, cellular component: endoplasmic reticulum.
CAUACCAAAAAAAAAGAAAAAAAUCUCUCUCUCAUUAGUCGUCACUGAGACAGAAUCCCUUAGAGAGAGAAACUGAGCAUUAUUUCCAUUUCGUCUCUGCAACUCAGCGGCGUCCUUCUUCUUCUUCUUCUUCUUCUCCCGCUCUCUCUGCAAAACCCUUGUCCGAUUCUUUUCCCUCUCUCUCUCUCUCUCUCUCUCUCUGUUUUUCGCGUUGCUGCUUGAGAUGUCGAAGGACGGAGCGUUCGAUCUUGCCUCAGGUGUCGGCGGGAAGAUGAGCAAAGCCGAUGUCAUAUGCGCCGUUGAAAAGUACGAGAAAUAUCAUGGCUUCUAUGGGGGCGAAAAGGAGGAGAGAGAAGCCAACUACACCGACAUGGUCAAUAAAUACUAUGAUUUAGUGACCAGCUUUUAUGAGUUCGGUUGGGGAGAGUGCUUCCAUUUUGCUCCUAGAUUGACUGGUGAGUCUUUUCGGGAGAGCAUUAAGAGGCACGAGCACUUCCUUGCUUUACAGUUGGGUUUGAAGCCUGGACAGAAGGUUUUGGAUGUUGGAUGUGGUAUAGGCGGCCCACUGAGAGAGAUUGCAAGAUUCAGCUAUACUUCAAUUACUGGGCUGAACAACAAUAGCUAUCAGAUUACUAGAGGAGAGGAACUGAAUCGCAUUGCAAAAUUGGAUAAGACUUGCAACUUUGUCAAGGGCGACUUUAUGAAAAUGCCGUUUGAGGAUAAUACAUUUGAUGCAAUAUAUGCAAUCGAAGCCACUUGUCAUGCACCAGAUGCGUAUGGCUGCUUCAAGGAGAUCUACAGAGUACUUAAGCCUGGCCAACAUUUUGCUGCUUAUGAAUGGUGUUUGACCAACUCGUUCAAUCCCAAUAACCAAGAUCACCAAAGAAUAAAGGCUGAAAUUGAGAUUGGCAGUGGGCUUCCAGAUAUCAAGACGAUAGGAAAAUGCCUGGAAGCUUUGAAAGAAGCAGGUUUCGAGGUCAUCUGGGGAAAAGAUCUUGCUGAAGAUUCACCCGUUCCUUGGUACUUACCUUUAGAUGGCGGUCAGUUCUCAAUCACCAACUUCCGCGCUACAGCAAUAGGGCGUUGCGUGACAAAAUAUAUGGUUAGAGCAUUGGAGUACAUCCGCCUCGCCCCUAAGGGUAGUGAAAGAGUUCAAAAUUUUUUGGAGCAGGCAGCCCAAGGGCUGGUUGAAGGUGGAAAGAAAGAGGUGAUGACACCUAUGUACUUCUUCCUGGUGCGAAAACCACUUUCGAGUGGGGAGUAAAAACGAGAUUGGUAGGUGUAAUUUGUUGCUGCUAUGGUAAUAUAUUAUGACCCUAAUGUAUUUACAUUUGUUCUUGGCUCAAAAACUACUCGAUACUUUGGCCUUUUUUUUU